Saxophila tyrrhenica is the source of this 936-nucleotide messenger RNA. RefSeq lists its product as uncharacterized. The record is from RefSeq and is a predicted model, not a curated record. Lineage: Eukaryota; Fungi; Ascomycota; Dothideomycetes; Mycosphaerellales; Extremaceae. The transcript is spliced from 2 exons. The coding region runs from base 1 to 936 and encodes 311 amino acids.
AUGCCUCUCCAGAUCACCGUCCUUCCAGCGUCUACGCAAGCCGGCCGGGAAACCAUUAGGUCUUUGCUCGCGGAGGGAGAGCCGCCGCUCAUCCAGGCCGUGUAUCGGGACGUCUCGAAGGCUCCAUCAGAGUUCACGAGCCAUGCCGACUUCAAGGCCGUGAAGGGUGAUGUCUCCAGUGGCACUGGACUGGACUUUAGCACUUCUGAUGCGGUCUUCUAUAUUCCGCCUCCGACCUAUGAUGGCACGGACUCAUCGGAGUUUGGCCGCAACGCAGCGAACAACGUCAAAGCUGCACUUGAGACAGCGUCUGGGGUCAAGAGGAUAGUUCUUCUGUCCGCGAUGGGAGCACAGAAUGACAAAGGCGUUGGCAUCUUGUCGAUCAACCAUGUCACGGACGAGACGUUGAAGACUAGCGCGGCUGAGGUUGUCGUUGUCAAGCCGGGCUUCUUCAUGGAGACUUGGGUUUCUGCUUUGGACACGGCGAAAGCGGACACGCCGUACUUUGAUUCCUAUAUCACGCCAGACGAUCAUGAGAUCGCGGUGGUUAGCCUCGACGACAUCGGCAAGGUCUGCGCACAACAGCUGCUAGACACCGGUAACUCCUUACCAUCAAGCCCAUACAGCGUCAACCUGCGUGGUCCGCGUGAUUACAGCGCCCUCGACGUUCAGUCGGCACUCCAAGAAGUCACUGGAAAGAAGGUCAAGAUCAAUGCCAUCAAGCCUGACCAACUUCCGGCUUUCUUCGGUCAGCACGUGCCUGCACAGUAUGCGGACGAGCUCGCGGAGAUGACAGCGGCUUGUCUUCCCGGCGGACUUAUCGCGAAGGAGAUGGUACAGGAAGAGGGGGUUGCUAGAGGUCAAAUUGAGCUUGUGGAAGUUCUGAGAAAGGCUGCGGAGAGCGAUCUGGGUAGGGAGAGAAGUGGUGCUUUCUAA